AGUCACGUGAGCGAGCCCUGGCCUUAAAGGAGACGCCAGGACUGGUCAUGUGACCCAGCCUCGCUACUCGCAGGGAUGGAGCCGGAAGAGGGGGUUCCCUUGUGGCGGCUGCAGAAGCUUCCUGCCGAGCUGGGCCUGCAGCUUCUUCAUAAAAUAAUUGAUGGCAUUUGUGGCCGAACUUAUCCUCUCUACCAGGAUUAUCACAGUGUUUGGGAUUCAACAGAAUGGAUGCAUGUUCUAGAAGACAUUACCAACUUUUUCAAAGCUGUAGUUGGUAAAAAUUUAUCUGAUGAAGAGAUAUCUCAGCAGUUGGAUCAGUUGAAUUCAUCUCAUCAAGAAGCUAUCAUGAAAUGCUUAAAAAGUAGGAAAGAUGAAAUCAAGCAGGCUCUGUUGGAAGAAAUAGUUGAUAUUUCCUCUUCACAGCUACAGGAUUUUGAUUGGCAGUUAAAGCUUGCACUUUCUAGUGACAAGAUUGCUACACUACAAAUGCCACUUUUAAACCUUCAUCUAGAUGUGAAAGAAAACGGUGAAGUCAAGCCGUAUUCUGUUGAAAUGAGUAAAGAAGAGCUGCAGAAUCUAAUAAAUUCCUUGGAAGCAGCUAAUAAGGAGAGAAAAUGCAGGUAUGAGAAUGGUUUUCUUUGCCAACUGGUUCAGAAAGACACCUCCUUUUCCCACAGUGAAUUCCUACUGAAGCCUUGGUGAUGAGUGCUGAUUGUUCCAGGGUGGACAGAGUAUCUAGGGGCCAAUCAGGAAUGGUUGCCAGUCCCUUGAUGUACCAAGGACUUUUUGAAAUAGGAAAACCGAAACAAAACAAACAACUGUUAGAUCUCUUCAGUUCGAAUAAGGAAAUUCUUGGUUUGGAGAAAUAGAAACAAACUCAAAACUAUGCUUAUCCUUCCAGGAACUUAGUAUUUUCUGGUUUGAAGUUCUUCUGUUGAAAAGGUUUUCCUUUCAAAUGUUUGUGAAGUUGCAGCCUCUAACAGUGGAGUUUUCUGUCAGUUGAUUUCAGUUAUCUGGAAAAAGCAGGAUUUAAGCAAAAGCACAAUGUAUUCUGGACCUAGACAUUGACUUGAUUAGUUCCAACAGGGCUUUUUUUCUUAUUCAAUUGAUGUGGACCCUACUUGGCACAUUUUGGAGCCAAAAUGUCUUACAGCGAUGGCUCCCUGCACUCUUCCUGGCACUUAAAAUGCUGGCAAUAAAAGCCUUGCCUUGCUAAGUUCUUACCUGCAAGAAAGACAUUGAUCACUCUCAAAUGUUGCUAAGAAACCAAUCUAUUUCCCUACUUGCUUAGAAUUUCUGAAUUUCUGUGGAUACCAUCACCCUCUCUGGGACUGCCAGUCUGCAUGGAAACACAUCUUAUGGCAUAAUAUCCCACCAUUCCGAAGACUUUUUCAAGAAUACCAGGACUUGGGAGAAAUAUAUUUGAGAACAUUUAAUUGCCAGAUUCUCUUUUAAGUUUAACUAGCACAUACCAAACAUAUCUCAGGCCCCCAGUUGAAAAAUACUUGUCAAUACCCAGUCCAUUUAUACCAGUACUUCUUUUUACCCUUCAAAAACAGUGCCAUGGUCACCUCUGGAUCUUUCAGGCAUGAAUCAGCCAGUUGGUGUUAUCAAUGUCACUGGCUAUCUCCUCCUUUUCUCCUUCCCAUCAUUUGCGCAUUCGACUGUUUACCCUGAUCAACCAUCCAUCCAUUUCUAUUAGAAAGUAUUAGAAGUUCUGGGAACACUUGUGGAAGGAAAGAAGGUACAAGCUAAAGCUAUUGGUGCAAAUGAAGCUUUGGAUUCCCUGUGGAUUUUGAUCACGUCUUCUAUUCUUGACCCCCUCAACAGCAUGGAUAAUUUGGUAUCUGAAUAUAUGAGUAGCCACAAGUGACUGAUAAAAACGUGUCAAACUUUUCAUGGCACGGUUCCAGGAGCAGCUCGUUAAGAUUCCUGUCUCUGCUGGUGUGCUGUUCCUGAGCCCCAGGGGUGUGCAGACUUCUUGGUAGCUCCAGUCCCUUUCAGUGGGGUUGAGGCAUGAGGCAGUGAUCACAGACACCUGGCGGAAUUACACAACUGUACACACACAAUGUCAGAGAAAGAGCAAGAGCUAAAAAGAUUCUGGUUUGGACCCAAAUCACUAGUCAUUUCACUUCAUGAAUAAAAGCGAGUGCCUUGUAAGCUUACAUUAUUUACAAUGCUCGUAUUUUUCAAACAUCCACCCAAAAGCUGAGGACCACCACACCACAGGGAACAGUUCCAUGAACUAUGUACAGAAUUUACAAGGAAGUUUACAUAAUAUUCUACAUUCCAUUAACAACUUGACCUCUGUGUUGACUGUUUGCUUUCAAGCAACAGAUAUCUUUGUUCGUUUUUCUGUCCUCCUCAUCCCAGUAACUGCUGAUGAACCAACAUGAACAAAUGCUUGCACAUUCCUUUACCCUCCCUCCUGGGAUAAAUAUUUGAUUAUAUUUGUUUAGGGGGAAAAAAAAAAAACAACUGUGGCACAUCACCCUUUGUAAAAUACUAUUAAAAAUUGUCCAUAUAAGAAAUCUUGGAGAGCUUUUCCUUCUAACAUUAUAAAUAGAUCUUUUGUUUGUUUGUUUGUUUCACUUGGCAAAUUUCGACUGAGCUCUUUCUGAAGUGAAUAUUUAUAAAGCAGUCAUUGAUUUCAGAAAGAUGGAAUUUGGUCAACAUCUCUGUGUACUGUACGUAAUGCUUUUUAAGGAAAGCCUAUCCUUGGAUCCAUAAAACAAACUUUAUUCUCUGCACCACAUUUUCUCUUUGCAUUUUCAAGAUCCUUCACUGAUUGUAACGGACAGUAAAGACAGUAUAUGUGGAAACACUUUAGUCAGCAGAACUACCAACGAGUCUGCUGUUUCUAUUUGGCAAUGGAGA
Globicephala melas (long-finned pilot whale) is the source of this 2877-nucleotide messenger RNA. It is a transcript of the gene COMMD8, whose product is annotated as COMM domain containing 8. Lineage: Eukaryota; Metazoa; Chordata; Mammalia; Artiodactyla; Delphinidae. The record is from RefSeq and is a predicted model, not a curated record.